AUGAAUUUGUCGGGACAGCUUGACCUGACAAACAUCGAUGAAACAUUUCUUCAGCUCACGGAAGACAAGCUCUAUUACCUUCAUCGUGUGCCAGAUGAUGUAGAGGGGUUUCCACAACGCCUCGCCUUCCGAGUGAAACUCCCUAGCGGGAAAAAGAAGCAUUACAUCAGCAGGGGAAAACUGGAUUGGGGUAACUACUUCGGGGGAUGGCACGGCACCCCAGUCAAUAGGCAUGAUCUUAGUGUCAAAAAGGACGUCGAACCGAUUUGUAUUCAGGUAAAAGUUUGAUCUAUAUGUUUAAAAAUUAGGUCUAUAUGCUCCAAGUUCACAAAAUGCGAGCAAAAAUCGCAACAUUUGAAAGCAAGCAUAGUCAGACGCUGCUCUUUUCUUGAUUAACGCGAGGCAGGAGCUCCGUCAAGGCUUCGACUUCUUAUAGUGCGGGGACCUGAUCCAAUGGCAAAAAACCUACCAUUUUGCAUCGGGGAAGUGUCAAAAAUGUGGCAAAAUGCUUCCCUCUCCAAGCGAAAAAACUCCGGUUUAAAAAGCGCGCCCCACUCUUUUUGUGAGGGAAACUGCAAAAACGACUUAAAAUUGAUUACAAGAGAGUGAUGAAAAUUUGAUUUCUUUUUUUUCAGACUGAGUUCAUGAUAAUAGCAUUGUUGAAGAAAGUUCCGCUGGAGGUAAGUUCAUUGCAUAUUCAUUACAUUUUUUGGUGCUAUCGUAUACAAGUCCGUCCGGAACAAAGUGAAUUUUUCGUUUUACACAGUGCCGUCGGAAUCGCUUUAGUUUGUAAAAAUUUUGGUUGAUAAGACGUUCAACCGAAUUUGUUUCAGCUGAGACACAAUAUCUUUGACAAAACCCCUCUUCCGUUUGUCGCAGAUCUCCUGGAUGGCUGCGAUUCCAAAUAUGUUGCCACGUUAAAAAAUGUGUGCCAACAGAACAACAUUCGCCCAAAAGAUGGUAUGGAUUCAAAUCGGGGACUUGCAUUGAGAUCGUAAGCAGGAAUUUAAUAAUGUUAAAAAAAUGACGUCAAACUACCGGGCUUCGGAAAUUUUGGAUUCCCUUUUCAGCAUUAUGCCCAAAGUUGUUUUCAGUUGUUUUUAUCGUGUCUCUGGAUACCUCGUACCUUUUUUUACAGAUAUCUGAAAUCCCUAAAGAAUCUGCGGUUGUCCGGCUACAACUUUUGGCACCUGGUCGACGACCGCAGAGUCGAUCUCACAGCAGGCAAGCUGUAUCACCUACAGCAUACGAAUAAGAAAGUACACGCGGGGGGUGAUCCACGUCGCCUAACUUUCCGCGUGCCACUUCCCCAAAGCCGAGAAAGCCUUCGACUUUACGUCCGCGACAGCGAACACAUUUUUUCGAACAAUGCAGGGCAUUGGACCUUCACCCUAGCCAGCCGUCAUGACGCUGAGAUCAAAGACAACGACCAAUUUUGCACGACGAGUUUUGAGGUAGACUUUUUUUACCUUGCUUUACGUUUGUGCAAGGUGUGGUUGGCUUACGGUCGAGAGGCCCGGGGGACAACUACACGAUAAGACGAGAAGCUCGAGUUCAAGUGAUUUAUUGAGUGAAAAGCGGCCCACGUCAAACUGAGAUAAGCUAAAACAGUCCAGUGAAUGGAUUGGCCAUUUGCCCAAAAAAGACGCGAAAAAACGUUUUGUCGGGGAAGAAAUGGGGAUUUUUUGGGGCGAGAGAGUGCGCUUUUGCGUGUCCUUUUCCUCUCUUUCUCUGGAAAACAAGAUGAAACGUAAAAAACCGAUAGCGAAGAGUCUAUUCCGGUCACCGGACUGCCCUUUCAGAUCGAUCCCAUCGUGGGCAGCGUGGCAUUCGACGAGGAGAAUCGCGUCUAUUAUCUCAAGCCACACGCGCGACACGAGGCAGACGUCUAUCGGCAGAGUCUUCUCGACGGUAGCGACGCCGAAUUUGUGUGGAACUUCCCGCACAGGAUGGUGACAGAUCUGAUCGUGGGAAAUGGCAAACUCUUGUUGUCUGUGGUUCGUAACCCACCUACUAUUGUCUGCUAUGACAUGGAAACGAAAUCUCAUUUUAUUACAGAGUGCAAUUAUAUGGGUCUUGUGAGUAUUUCCAAUGGUUUUUUAAAAUACAUACGUAUACAUAUAAGAGUGGGGCUUUAUAUUAUUCCAAAAAGUUACAAACUUACUUCAUUUUUGGCCUACAUGAAAUUUUGUGGCCUACUUCAAAAUGUCGUCUGCCUACGUGAAAAAAUUUCAUGUGGGCUAAAAAAUUUUUGUUUUAUUUUUUCUUGGCAUAUGUGCUUUUUUUUCAUGUGGGCGAAAAAAAUUUUUUUAGGCAUAUCAGUCUGUCGGGAAAAUAACGGUGGAUGGUCGCGCCUCGGAAUCGCCCAUCAUCGCGUUGCGACGGCGGCCACAGCUGGAGAUUUGGUGCGCGAUUGCGGUGAGGCGAGUCAUUUUGAUGCGACGACCCGCCGUUAUUUUCCCGACAGACUGAUACAUGAAAAAAACGACCUAUGCCCAAAACAAAUAAAAAAUUUUUGGCCCACAUGAAAAAAAUCGCCUAUGCCAAAAAAAUAUUUUUUUUUGCCUUGGUUGAAAAAAACGAAAAUUUUCAUGUAGGCCAAAAAUGAAGUAGGUUUGAAACUUUUUUGGAAUAAUAUAAAGCACCACUCUUAUAUGUCCUACAGGGGGCGCCAAAAAAGAUUGGGACAGAAAUAAAUUCCGUAUAGCUUUUUCGGGUGGAAUGGAAACGUUUCGCCCUUUGAGGAGAAAAAAAUUUUUUCAAGGGGAUGACCGGGAUAUCAAUUUGCCCAUUGUAAAUUGAUGUGAGAAGCAAAUGACUUGAAAAAAUAUGGAUUAAAAACGUGAAAUUUUAUGAAUUUUCGCAAAUUCAAAAAACGAAUAAAAAGCAAAGUAAAAAUUUUGACAAUCCUAAAAAAAUGUUUUAUAAAAAUUCAUUUUUUUUAUUUUUAAAUUUGGCGCGAAAUUUGAAAAUUCAUAAAUAAAAAAACAUUUUUUGGCAAUUUUUUCCAAAUUUUUCACGCCCUCUUUCAAAAAUUAGCAGCUUCUAGCGCAUGCCAGAAUCCGAAAAUCGACAAUAAGAGACUCUGUACCCACCUAGUUUGCCCUUGUCCCCAUUCUAUGCAAAGAGGAAUUUUUCCAGGGCUCUUGGAAAACCCUUCAUCACAAUACACUCGUCUUCAGCGAUGCCGGCUACGGUACGAUACUCGGCACGAUAAAUGGGGAGAGUAUCCAAAUGCAGAGGGUGUCCAGCUACCGGCGACAGCAACUGAACAGGGACACGUUCCUUAUCAUGGUGGAAGAAGAGGGAGAGAAGAGACUGAAGGUGGGCUUUACAUUGACUCCGCGUAAAAACCAAUGUUCAGACGUUGUCGAUUGUUGAAGAUCAGCCGAUCAUACAGUUUGUGCAGAGGUGUGAGGAGCCUUGUGCGUUCAAUCGUCUGGGCGACAACUUCUUCUACGUGUUGGAAAGAGAGAGACGGCACUUUUGGUAUCAGGAAACUCCCGGCGGUAAGCCUCAACUUAUCGUAUAUUAUUCGCAUAGAACGCUGGCUGAAAGCUUCAACGCGACGUGCCCGCAUUAUUUUCCCGACACACUGAUGACAGUACUAGCCGAAAGCCCUUUAUCGAGUCUCCGAAUUCUGUUAAACUCUGCAAAAAAUGAUGAUUUGUCGCUGCGAAAGAUGGGAAUCGCGCAAAAAAAUACAAAAAAAAAUCACAGCAACGCGCUUACUAUUGUGAUUGUAAAUUUUGGUAUAUGUAACAAGAAAUUUCAGACCUUCCUUUGGGUCAAAAACAGCCCAAAUUUUUAACAGUCUGUCGGGAAAAUAAUGACCACUCUGUCGCAUCGAAAAUCGCAUCGCCGCCGAGAAAAUGAAUUUUGUCGCGACAAAACCAAAUUAGCUUCCACAUCAGCGACGCGAUUGGCGCAGCGACGUUGCCUCAGGCUGAUAUUUUGUAAUAUCGGAAUAAAUUUCAGGUGCGCUGUGCCUCGUACAUGCCGACGAAGAGAAGUCCGUCAUCGAGAUGUCACGAGCAUAUUUUAAAUUCAAACCACAAGAACAAACAUGCAAGGCGGUUUGA
Bursaphelenchus xylophilus (pine wood nematode) is the source of this 4082-nucleotide messenger RNA. Lineage: Eukaryota; Metazoa; Nematoda; Chromadorea; Rhabditida; Aphelenchoididae. The record is from the annotation of a GenBank genome assembly.